AGGAAAGGGUGCUUCCUCUUUAGUCUGAAUAGAGCUGAGGUAUCCCAGCAGCCCUGCUGUGGCGACAGGAAACCUUAUAAAAAGCUGCAUCGUAGGGGGAACCCUCCUAAGUGCCUCUUAGACACAGCAUGACCAGGACCAAGAGCCUGAGAGUGUGGACUUAACAAAACAAUGCCCAGCAUAAAAGCCAAACCACCCAGCACACAUCACUUCAUCAUGGACCGAGAUGACAGGAACAGAAACAAUACCAUUGGCAAGAACUUUAUGUGCCGACUCCAGUGCAUGUUCUCACAGUCGCCUCAAUGCUCAGAGAGGCUAAGUUUAGAAGAUACCCAACAAUGGUCACAGUCUCUUGAAAGGCUCCUUGAAUCUAAAUAUGGCCUGGCUACCUUUCGUAACUUCCUAAAAUCAGAAUAUAGUGAUGAGAAUAUUGAAUUUUGGCUCACUUGUGAGGACUACAAGAAGAUUAAGUCUUCAUUUCGAAUGUCUUCAAGAGCUAAGAAGAUUUAUGAACAGUUCAUCAAAGCAGAAUCACCUAAAGAGAUCAACAUUGACUAUCACACUCGAGAGCAGAUCAAAAGGAACGUCAAGACUCCCACCAUGUACAGCUUUGACGAAGCUCAGAAGAUAGUUUACGGGCUGAUGGAAAGAGACUCGUACCCGCGGUUCCUCCGCUCGGACGUUUAUAGAACACUCCUGGAAAGCCUCGCUGCUGACGCCACGAAGGGAUGAAAGCACAGUCAGGAGGAGAGAGGAAGGAGAAGAAAACCCAUAACUGGAAUGUUUGAGGCUCCUUCAAAAGGAGGAACUGACAACAAACAGGAAGGAAGGUCAUCCAGUGUGGCACUAGGACACAAACAGAGGCCCGCGCACCUUGGUGAUGCCACUCCUGUUCUACACUAAAAAAGGAGAGGAUCUCUACAUUAAGCACCGCACACCUGAGGACUUUUUUGAAGCAAAUAUUCAGAAUAAUGACCAUAUAGAAUCUUGUCACUGCAUAAAGAUUGUGCAGGACAACUGAACGCCUUUGACACUGAGUGAAUUAGCAAGAUGACGGACUUCCACUCUGACAGCAGAGCUGAGUAAGAAAAGCAUUCAAUAGAUGCUCUCUAACCUAUUUUGGAGAGGUGUUUUCUUUGCAGAUAGAAGAUAUAGGAUACAACAGUCACAACUGAUGAACUCCCACUCUCUCACUCAGGUGUGAGACAGAAAUAGAGACAAAGUGAAAAUUAAUAGAGGUAGAAGUUUAUGAUGGCACUUAAAUACUAUUUGCUCAGAAUAAGCUGUUGCCAAAGAACUGGUUAAUAAUCAAAUCAUAGCACUAAGGACAUAAAAUCCAUCGCAGACUGAGGAUUAAAUACUGAUCUAUCCUUUUUAGUGAAAACUCUUUUAAAACAUCUUAAUUUCUUUAAACUAAGUUGGAUUUAAAUGCAUGUAUAUUUUUCUAGAACAAAGGCAGCCCAUGGAGGAGUUUUUUCCUCGUUGUUUAAGGUUGAGUGUUUUCAGACUACAUUUUGCGAGUACUUUCAUUAAAUUUAAAUCCAAUUUAAAAUAAUAUAUAUAAAUAAAACAAAUUAUGCACAUUUUUUAAGUUCUUUGUGAAAUCUUGACAAAUAGUUGCACUGUUGAAACCAAGAAGUUCCCUUUUUGAGGCUGCUUACGUCAACUUUAAUUCGUCACCUAGUUGAUUGCUUGCCGAAACUCAAACCGACAUCUUACAGCACUGAAACAUGACAAGAUUUGCAUUUGAUAAUGACAGAAUAAGGACAUGUUACACAAGAAUGUGGUCAAACUCCUUGUAUAUGUUGGGAAUGGGCCUUAUUACUGAUUGUCAAAGCACACGGAGUGAAUGUAUGCUUAUUAGGAAUGUAUUAGUUAAAUUACGGUAACUUAAAAUUUGAACAUCAUAUUAUUUAUUGCUUACUGUCACAAUGCAACGUUUGUUGUAGUUUUGAACGGCUCUAUUAACUACUAGUGGAUUUAAAUGAUAUUAAAUUAUUUGAACCAUUUUAAAA
This is a messenger RNA of Girardinichthys multiradiatus, 2015 nucleotides long. RefSeq names its product regulator of G-protein signaling 21-like. Lineage: Eukaryota; Metazoa; Chordata; Actinopteri; Cyprinodontiformes; Goodeidae. The record is from RefSeq and is a predicted model, not a curated record. Bases 172 to 732 code for a protein of 186 amino acids. The transcript has 5 exons.